Messenger RNA from Mya arenaria, 3726 nucleotides. RefSeq names its product phosphatidylserine lipase ABHD16A-like. The record is from RefSeq and is a predicted model, not a curated record. Lineage: Eukaryota; Metazoa; Mollusca; Bivalvia; Myida; Myidae. Bases 71 to 1645 code for a protein of 524 amino acids. Gene Ontology annotation, biological process: phosphatidylserine catabolic process; monoacylglycerol catabolic process. The transcript is spliced from 19 exons. Gene Ontology annotation, molecular function: monoacylglycerol lipase activity; glycerophospholipase activity. Gene Ontology annotation, cellular component: endomembrane system.
CCCCAACUCAAUAAUCGCCGAAACAUCUUAGGUGAUCGUGAUCGUUAGUGUGUCAACAAAUAAAGCGAAAAUGGGAAAUAUUUUCCACGUUAUCAAAGGUCCCAGGCUUUUUAGAAUAUUCCACUCAAAUGCUGAAGCAGGCCGAAAUUAUGAACCGAAGUUACUGGAAUCUGGGGCAGACAAGGUGAUCGGGACAAUCAGAUUUUGCUGGUCCCUGUCCUACUGGACCUCUCCUCUCUUGCUGGGCAUCCUAUACAGAAGAGGUCAUUUCACCUCUGAAGGGAUUGUCAAUAUUGGAAGGUUCAUGAUGUAUGUUGGGGUCAUAUAUACCACUGCAGUCCUUGUCAGAGGUGUAGGUAGAUGCAUGAACCCUGACUAUAUGGCCUUCAUUACAGUCCUGGCUAAUGCCCAGAAUGUCUUCAAUCCACAAAAUAGGAGACUUCUGUCCAGAUAUGACUUUGAUUUCUGGGCGAGUCCUGUGCUUUACAAGUGGCCGGACUUUAAUGUUGGGCGUACCCCAGGGUUUCACAGUUCCACAGAUGCAGGUCCACCAAGAUCAAUUGCUACCUUACCAUUAGACAUCCUCAGCUAUAUGUGUGCAAACACAUUUGGACGGAGAAUGAUGUACCCGGGGGCAACUGCACUUAUAAAUAGUCUUGUUGAGGGGCCAUUGUGUCAAGGGAGAGCAAAGCUGGUUGAAGAGCGUGGGGGAGAGCGGGCAAAACUGGGAACAGAGGAUGAGAACCAAAUAGACACCAUGUUUGUGGACAAGCGAGGAGCAGGAACAGAAGUUGGACGCACACUGGUUGUGUGUUCCGAAGGCAAUGCCGGGUUUUACGAGAUUGGGGCAAUGGAGACCCCUCUAAAGAUGGGCUACUCUGUACUAGGAUGGAACCACCCUGGUUUUGCAGGAAGCACAGGUAUACCAUUUCCACCCCAAGAGCGUCAUGCUAUAGACGCUGUGAUGCAGUACGCUAUACAGAAGCUGGGAUUCACACCCGACAACAUUGUAGUGUACGCCUGGUCUAUAGGGGGGUACACAGCGACAUGGGCCGCUAUGACCUACCCAGACGUCAAAUAUAUGAUUCUCGAUGCUACGUUUGAUGAGAUGAUGCCACUAGCCAAAGCUAAGAUGCCAGAAUUUGCACAAAGUCUCGUUAAACGCACCGUGGACAGAUAUCUCAACCUUAAUAUUGCAGAACAGCUUGUGCAAUAUCCUGGACCAAUACUGCUCAUCAGAAGAAGCCGAGAUGAAAUGAUUACUACCAGAGAUCCAACCGCCAUAGACACAAACCGAGGGAAUUUUCUAUUAAUGAGACUGCUGAAAAGCAGGUACCCCAAGAUAGUAGACGCAACAACUCAACCAGCUCUGCUCACUUGGCUGUCACAGACUGGCAGUGAACAAGCUGAGUUAUACUCCGUGGUAUUCAAUGUAGACACCCAGCUGUGUGAAACCAUGAUCCGCUCGUACAUGGAAGAAAACCAAGGAGCCACAUUCCCUUUGAACUUCGGGGAAGGCUUUACUGAACAGCAAAAAAUUAGCAUGGCUAUCUUUCUGGCAAAGAAGCACCUUGAAGACUAUGACUCUACUCACUGUACGCCACUACCUGAGGCUUUCUUCCACAAGCCAUGGUCACCAUCCUGAGUUGUAUGAAGUGUGACAUUAGGACAUCUUUUCUAAUUAUUUUUAUCAUUAUUUGAGAAUUAUGGGGCUGUUUUAUCAUCGAGAGUACAACUUAAUAUCUUAAGAUCACAAAUUUUAGUGUUAAAGAUGACAUAAAAAUCAUUAAAUGCAUGGAAAUAAGCUGUGUUUUACUUAACCUAUAAAAUAAUUUGUUGUGAAAUUAAUAAAAAAUAUGAUUUCUUGGAUUUAUCUGUUCAAAAAUGUGAUUUUAAGAUAUGAUCGGUGAUAAGAGGGUCUUUAUGAGAGUGAGUGACAUUAGUUAGAGUAUGUAAGGUUUAGAGUUAUUAUGCCCCCCUUCGAAGAAGAGGGGUAUAUUGCUUUGCACAGGCAUGUCGGUCGGUCGGUCUGUCGGUAGACCAAAGCUUGUCCGAGUGAUAACUCAACAAUUCCUAGACGUAUGGUCAUCAAACUUGACAUGAAGGUUGGGCCUGACCAGUAGAUGACCCCUAUUGAUUUUAGGGCUCAUCGGGUCAAAGGUCAAGGUCACAGUGACCUAUAAUGGUAAAAUAAUUUUAAAGCUUGUCCGAGUGAUAACUCAACAAUGCCUAGACCUAUGGUCAUCAAACUUGAUAUGGAAGAUGGGCCUGACCAUUAGAUGACCCCUAUUGUUUUGGGGGGUCAUCAGGCCAAAGAUCAAGGUCACAGUGACCUUGAAUGGUAAAAGGAUAUCCAAGUGAUAACUCGACAAUGCCUGCACCCAUGGCCCUCAUUCUUGACUUGGAGGUUGGGCCUGACCAGUAGCUGACCCCUAUUGUUUUUUGGGCUCAUCAGGUCAAAGGUCAAGGUCAAAGUGACCUUGAAUGGUAAAAGGUUGUCCGAGUGAUAAUUCGACAAUGCCUGCACCCAUGGCCCUCAUAAUUGAAUUGGAGGUUGGGCCUGACCAGUAGAAGGCCCCUAUUGUUUUUAGGGGUCAUCGGGCCAAAGGUCAAGGUCACAGUCACCUUGAAUGGUUAAAGGUUUUCCGUGUGAUAACUUGACAAUGCCUGCACCCAUGGCCUUCAAACUUGACUUGGAAUUGGGCCUGACCAGUACAUGACCCCUGUUGUUUUUGGGGGUCAUCUGGCCAAAGGUCAAGGUCACAGUCACCUUGAAUGGUAAAAGGUUGUCCGAGUGAUAACUCAACAAUGCCUGCACCCAUGGCCCUCAAACUUGACUUGGAGAAUUGGCCUGACUAGGAGAUGACCCCUAUGGUUGUUGGGGGUCAUUGGGCUAAAGGUCAAGGUUACAGUGACCUGGAAUGGUAAAAGGUUAUCUGAGUGAUAACUCGACAAUGCCUGCACCCAUGGCCCACAAACUUGACUUAGGAGGUUGGGCCUGACCAGUAGAUGACCCCUAUUGAUUUUAGGGGUCAAAGGUCAAGGUCACAUUGACCUUGAAAGCGAACUUGACAAUUCCUGGACCUGACAUGAAGGUUGGGCCUGCCCAGUAGAUGACCCCUAUCAACUUUGGGGGUCAUCAGGCCAAGGUCAAUGUCACAGUAACCUUUAACGCAAAAAAGAUAACAAAUCUUCUCCCACUGAUAUCUCAACAAUGCCUGAACCUAUGAUCAUUAAACUUGACAUAGAUGUUAAGCCUGACCAGUAGAUCACCCUUAUUGAUUUUAGGAUUCAUAGAGUCAAAGGUCAAGGUCACAGUGAUCUUGAAUGGUAAAAGGUUGUCCGAGUGAUAACUCAACAAUGCCUGAACCCACGGCCUUCAAACUUGACUUGGAGUUGCAUCUGACUUGUUGGUGACCCCUUAUGAUUUAAGGGGUCAUUGGGUCAAAGGUCAAGGUCACAGUGACCUUGAACGAAAAAAAACUUGUCUGUGUGAUAACUUGACAAUGCCUGCACCCAUGGCCCUCGAACUUGACAUUUAGGUUUCUGGUGACCAGCUGAUGACUCUGGAUUUUGAGUUCAUAGGGUAAAAGGUCAUGGUCAUAACACACUCUAUCCUCACACUUUAAUGGUCAUAAUCUUAAAACUGCCUUAACGGCAACAAAUCAGCUGUCAGCUUUCGGUCCAUGCAUAUUUCAUUCAAAUGUCCAUAUAAUCCUGACAACA